This is a messenger RNA of Beta vulgaris subsp. vulgaris (sugar beet), 1224 nucleotides long. RefSeq lists its product as uncharacterized. The transcript has 2 exons. NCBI's taxonomy places the organism in Eukaryota, Viridiplantae, Streptophyta, Magnoliopsida, Caryophyllales, Amaranthaceae. Gene Ontology annotation, molecular function: nucleic acid binding; RNA-DNA hybrid ribonuclease activity. The record is from RefSeq and is a predicted model, not a curated record. The coding region runs from base 1 to 1224 and encodes 407 amino acids.
AUGCGUGAUUUGGAGGCAUUUAAUCAGGCUAUGUUAGCAAAGCAGGGAUGGAGGAUCCUCUCGGAUGAAAGCUCUUUUAUGGCUCGGGUGCUGAAAGGGAAAUAUUUUCCAAAUACUUCGUUCUUGGAAACUAAAGUAGCACCACAUGAGAGUUUCACCUGGAAAUCGAUUCUUCAGGCUCGAGAUGUUUUAAAGAGGGGAGUGAAGCGUGUCAUAGGAGAUGGGCUGAACACACGAGUUUGGCAGGACCCUUGGAUAAAUAAUGUAAGCAAUGGAGGGGUGUUGAUACCAAAAGAUGAGGCAGGUUCAAGUAUCUCUUGGGUCAGGGAGUUGAUUAAGGAUGGAAAUCAAAGUGCUUACUAUGCAACGAUUCACGCAAAGAAGGAGGAGGGCGUGUCCUCUUCGGGUAGCAGUAGUGAGGGCAUGUGGAAGAAAGUGUGGAAGUCGUGUACCCCACCGAAGGUACGUCACUUUGUGUGGAGGGCCCUCCACAAUACUCUACCAGUAGGGGAGGCUCUCAUGAGACGUGGGAUGGAAUGUGACCCCACUUGUGAAAGGUGUGGAGAAGGGAAGGAAGAUGUGGGGCAUUUAUUGCUAACAUGUCCUAUGUCUAAGAGAAUAUGGUACGCAUCUCCUCUUCGCUUAAAAAUUGAAGAUGACUAUCGAGGCUCGUUUAAGGGGUGGGUGGAUUGUCUCUUGGGCCAGAUCAAGGAUCAGGAGUGGUGGGAGGCUUUUUGGGCAUUAUGCUGGUCCAUUUGGUUGGGGAGAAAUGAAUGGAUUUUUGAUAAAAGAAGGCGAGAUGAUCUUUGGAGAAUUGAUAAAGCAGUUGGACUUGUUAUGGAGUACCAGCGUGCUAUGGAGGCUGAAAAGAUACAACCGGGUAGCAUGAAGAAUGGUCCAAGGAAGUGGAAUGCCCCUCCUCGGGGUUCUUUGAAACUCAAUACAGAUGUGGCGAUGGGGAAGGAUGGCAAAGUGGGGCUAGGUGCAAUGCUUCGGGAUUGUGAGGGCGAUGUGCUAGCAGCAUUAUGCGAACCAUGGCAGGGGGCAUGUGAGGUGGAUACGGGGGAAGCAUUAGCGGUGAAACAGGGAAUUAAAGUUGCAAUGGAGGCUGGCUUUCGUCAGUUUGAAGUCGAGACGGAUUCCUUGCGGAUAUGUCAGGCAUUGCGAAAGAGGAAGAAAGAACUGUCGCCUUUGGGGGUGGUGAUGCAGGAUAUUGGCACUUAG